GCAUAUUGAAAAGAAAUGUUUCUUGUUUAAAAAAGUCUACUUUUAUGUAUUCUAACAAGUUUAUCGAAUCAGCGCAGCCAGCUAUCGAAGAUUUGAAUUUUAGCCAAUCGGCUUGAAGAUGCGAAGGAAUCGCGCGAAAUUUGCCAAAAGGCAGCCCCUGCUUCUCCAACUCCAACGAUCGGGCACAAGGAUUCAAAAUCGCUCCAAGUUCAAGUUUAUGCAAAUCAUCGAGAAUACUUUCCCUUGGAAAAUCCCUGAUGAAGAUGGGCGUCCGCGCGCAUUCGAAAUCCAGCAAGAUUUUCGACUUCUGUUCAGCUCGUGCUGGGAUUUGAAGGAUGGCCUCCCCCUUGUCGCGCUUGACGUUUUUGGCGAGAGACAGCUCGAAAUUGUCAUCGCGACUCGCGACGAUCGUGCUCGCCGAGCGAAGCGAAGCGAGGAUCCGGGUGUUCCAUUCGCAUCAGCAUCAGGGUGGAAGGGUGCUCGACAGGAAACCGAGGGUGUUCUUAACCUGUACCGCGCUUAUCUCGGCGGUAGGUCUCGGCUAUGUCUUGUAUAAGUGGAAAGAUGACAUACGGCAGAGAAUCGAAACUCUGGCCGUCCCUAAUUGUCCUGUCAUUCAUGCCAUUUCAUUGCCACCGUCCCAUGGUCAGAACAGGGAUAAGUACAAUUUUAUAGCGGACGUGGUGGAAAUAUCUGCGCCAUCCGUUGUUUACAUCGAGAUCAAGGACAACAGGAUGAUAGACUUCUUUACUGGGAAACCAGCUACCACUAGUAAUGGAUCAGGAUUUAUUGUUAGUCAGGAUGGUUUAAUACUAACAAAUGCUCAUGUUGUAGUAAAUAAACCCAAUACGACAGUCAAGGUGCGGCUUCAUGACGGUAGUAUAUACACUGGUGUAAUAGAAGAUGUUGACUUGCAAAGCGAUCUAGCCACUGUGCGAAUAAAUAAGACCAAUCUGCCUGUAAUGAAGCUUGGUUGUUCGGCCAAUAUCAGGCCAGGAGAAUUUGUAGUGGCUAUUGGUUCUCCACUAGCUCUUAGCAACACUAUAACAAGUGGAGUAGUAAGCAGUGCAAACAGACAAAGUGAAGAACUUGGCCUACCUAAUCCACGUAUGGAAUACAUUCAAACGGAUGCAGCGAUUACUUUUGGAAAUUCGGGUGGACCGUUAGUAAAUUUAAAUGGGGAAGCAAUAGGGAUAAAUGCAAUGAAAGUAACACCUGGAAUUUCAUUUGCCAUACCUAUAGAUUAUGCAAAAGAAUUCUUGAAAAAAGUGGAAUUACGAAAGAAAACCAAAGGCGUGACGUCUCAACAAGUACCUAGGAGAAGAUAUGUAGGCAUUACAAUGCAAACUUUGAUGCCAGACACCUUACUUGAAAUGCAACAAUAUAAAGAAUAUAUGAAUGUCAGGCAUGGAGUUCUUGUAUGGAAAGUAAUGCUUAAAUCUCCAGCUCAUAAUGCUGGAUUGCAGCCUGGAGAUAUAGUGACUCAUGCCAAUGGCAAUCCUGUGACAAAUUCAAGUAAUAUUUAUAAGAUUUUAGAACAACCAGGACCAAUAAAAUUCCAAAUUUUAAGAAAAGGAGAAAUUAUAUAUAUAACAGUUGAACCCGAGGAUUUAUAGCUCUGAUUGAGAAAUAAAUAAUAUGAAAGGUA
Molecule: messenger RNA, 1648 nt
Organism: Camponotus floridanus (Florida carpenter ant)
Lineage: Eukaryota; Metazoa; Arthropoda; Insecta; Hymenoptera; Formicidae
Gene: HtrA2
Product: serine protease HTRA2, mitochondrial
Exons: 7
Coding region: 336-1616 (426 amino acids)
Biological process (GO): proteolysis; positive regulation of apoptotic process; programmed cell death
Molecular function (GO): serine-type endopeptidase activity; protein binding
Source: RefSeq, a predicted model, not a curated record